AUGAAGAACAUGCAGCGCCAGCGUGCAAAUGGGCUGGAAGGCCCUUGGCAUGACACGAAGGCUGCGCCCCAGGGCAAAUGUAAAGACUGCUCGAACUCAAAGGACUUCAAACUGAAUUCGUCACAGGAAGAUUUAUUUGUUGACCAAAGCAAAUCUCUCUGUCUGGAUGCCUUCGGCGGAUCCUUACCUGAGAUUGAACGUGAAAAGUACCAACCUCAACAUCUCUCAUUCUGUCACCACUUUUCUUCCUCAAAUCUUUCUAUCGAUGUCUCCGUUUCUUUGAAAGACAGUAAUCAUGAAAGACACUUUUUGUACGAGUUUAAAUCGGUUGGCUGUCACGGGAAAUUUUCUUUAGUUGUUUCCAAAUUUCGUGGUGUUGACUUUCCACCACCGUUCGCUGCAUUGCUUCUCUCCACAAAAUUAAAUGCACCAACCUCAAACGAGUAUCCGAUAAGUACUGCGUUUCUGAAACGAGUAACGGGCCUUAACUCGCAUGAAGUCAUUGUCUUUGGCGUUGCUGACGGCUCUCUGUUUGCCCUGUCUACGACAGAAACCUCAGAAAUUAAACGGAUUUCUCAUUUCCCAUCGCCUUAUCCCAUAUCGGACCUUUCGGUGCUUUAUCAUGUUCCCUCCCCAGAGAUGAACAAUGUUGAUGGAGACAUUGAUGAGUGUCUGAUUGCCAUCACCACAGGUGGAUUACUCGCUGCUUGUUACUUAAACGCUGAUCAGGAACGCCAACUGGUUUACUUCCGCCUGCCGCCUCACUCCCCGCACAGCCGCCUUAGCUGCACUCCCUUCGGCUCCUGGCUGCAUAUCCUCGCGUCCGAUGACGGUUCUCUACUUUCCCUGUCGUUCAGCCACACCGGUAAAAAGGUGCUAAUCUGCACACCGGCCAUCUAUCCCCACAAGCCCAGACGACACGUGCCCCUGUACAUUCCACGCGACUUGAACACAUCGGAGGAGGCGGCAGUUGUGGACCUGAGUAUCGCCAGGUCUGCUGGUGAAGUUAAUCGAGCGCUGAGGUGGCGACGUCUUGACAUUAUGGAGGUGGUGAGGCUGUCAGGCGGUCAGCUUGCUGCAGUACACAGGGAAACGGGAGAGCGGCUGCGACUCACCGACUACAUCUCCAAAUACGAAGAGGUAGAAGCAGAGGUAGAUACGUUGACGAUACAAUCUGUGGAGACGUUAAAAGCUGACAUCGUCUUUCAUCGCCUGUAUCGAGCUAUCGUUGAGGCAGUUUUCAAGGGAACCACCUCUGAAUCUCCUCCUCUCUUGAAAUCGAGUGUGGAACUGCGUGCCCCUGAAGAUCUACCUGGAUUCCGUAGCUCUGAACACCCUGUAGACUCUGCUCUGGUUCUCAUUAUGAAAAUCGCCAUCUUGGCUCCUGUUGAUGAUAUCUCCAGUUUAUCUCUUGAUGAAUGGACCGACUUCAAGGCGCUUCCACCUGCAACACUUCAUCAAUUGCUUCUAGGCGACCUCGGUGCAUUUCGUCCUUCCUUUGCAUCCCAACUGUCUCGCCUUCGAGACUGUGUGAGCGUCGUCACUGAGGUUCGACCUCUCGGCGUCUCCACUGACCUCACUCACACUAACAUCGAAAAGUGGGCUGCCUUUGGUGUUGUCGAUCACGUUCGCCACACCGCUUGUCCUCUUCCUGCUUCCCUCUUCGACGGUGGGAGUAGCUUUAAAGUGACAAUCUCGGUCUACCUUGAACUGGCACCCUUGAAUUCCCUCAUUCCCACUCCGUUGAGACGCGAUCUGUACUGUCGAAUAAGUACCGCCCUUGAUUUACUUCGACCCCAAGCCUUCACUGCUGCUCCUCCAUCCAGCGAAUGCUAUAUUCUUCCUGUUCGUAUCCCCAGGCACGCAGAGUUGAUGCCGAGAUUUAGGGAGGGCAAUGCUCAGAGCUUCCGCUAUCUCACCCUUUACCCUGAGGUAGAAGUUCUCCUAGAAAUCCAUGAUACGGGCUUCAAGAUCACUUCGUCGAACUUGAGAGCGGUGUGGAGCCUCUACGAAGCCCUCCAACAUUACAUUAAAGAGUUUACCAUGAAUGCGAGUGAAUCUGUAAGCGCGCACGACUUACGCAUGGAGCUUGCAGUCCUGGAGGCCCUGGAGAUGGAACUGACGAAGAGCCAAGGUGCACUGGAAGUAAAGGCUCUCUUGGAUAUCUACGCCUAUCUGCGAAAUUGCAAAGCCUUUAGCGUUGAAAUCACGGAGGCAAAUGUACCUGCUCUGUGCGAGGCGGUAUGGAAAAGCCAAGUGAGCUAUCGCCUUUUGGAGAAAGUCAACGCUGAGAUUGUGGAGCUACUGGAGAGGGUACUAUCUGCCCAUCCUCUUGAUAGUGCAAAUUUGGAAUCUUUUGCUGAGGCGAAGUUUACUUCCUUCACACAGUCCUCCUCACAGUGGCGACUUCUCUUUCUGCAGAUGCUGAUAACACUCCCUGGUAGUGCUCUUCUCGCACCGCUGCGAAAUCGACUGUUCCCUUCCACUGCCACCAUCACUACCUUCAGCUUGGAAGUGCUAUUGGCUCUUGUCUCCACCGUUACGAUUUGUUGCAAGGGGGGAACCCUGCUGAUCUCAGACAUGCUUCAUGACCUCCUCGUCCAAAUCUUCUCUUCCACCUGGCUGCCAGAAGCCAAAAUCACCUCCCCUAAAAAACCUCCCAACCUCGUUGCUUUGUUGGAUGACUCCUUUUCCUCCUCUCAGCAGUCACCUUCAACCGUCGUCGACCCAGUGGAUUGGCGGUUUUGUCAACUGCGUCAUACCCUUCUCAUCGCCCGCCAACUUGCCACCGAAGACCCGCGUGUUACCUCCUUCUCCUACUCCCAGUGGUGGCGUGAGUGCUUUUCCGCCCCACCCGAUCAGGCUGGUGUGCUGGCCACACGUCGAAGCCUCGAGUUCCUAGCCACUAAUCUGCUCCGCCUUCUGCCUCAUGAGAUGAGCGCAAUCUACCUUCAGACACAACUGACUGCGGCGUCACCCUUCUGGCUGGCUUCCAGUGACCCCCAGGAGGAGUGCUGUCGGGCCUGGAGGGAAUAUGCGGACGUGGGCCGGGACAGACUGGCUGAAUUGAGGAUGCAGCGAGUCAGCGCAUUGCCGGGAAUAGAUGCUGACUCCGCAGUAUUGAAUGUAUGGUCGGAUGAGGCGUCAGCGUUGGUGAAUGAGUUCACAAGAGCCAUGGUGAGAGCGGCGAAGGCGUCCUCGACACCAAAGGUUCCGACGGCAAUCGUGGAGAUGCACUUAUUUCGGGGUCAGCACUUGCGCGAGGUGGUGAUGCCAAUGUUGCGCGCGCCCCCGCCCACCUUGCCAGCCGACCAGCGUGCAGUGUGUGCGGCACUUGUGCGCUGCAUCGAAGCACGCUUCGGCGGUAGUGUUAGUGGUUCUGGCAGUAGCUGUGGUACCACUCUGAUGGAGAGGCGAGCACCAAAUGUGCGUGUUGGAAGGUCGGGUGGGAAGAGGGCGAGAGUGAAAAAGUAA
This is a messenger RNA of Echinococcus granulosus, 3474 nucleotides long. Its product is annotated as family S10 non-peptidaseue. The record is from RefSeq and is a predicted model, not a curated record. NCBI's taxonomy places the organism in Eukaryota, Metazoa, Platyhelminthes, Cestoda, Cyclophyllidea, Taeniidae. The transcript has 13 exons. The coding region runs from base 1 to 3474 and encodes 1157 amino acids.